AUGAGUAAGCAGCACAGAUGGUUCAUGUUGGCAGUUAGGAUAAUCAGCACCAUGGAACCUCAGGUGUCAAAUGGCCCUUCAUCAAACACUCCGAAUGGCCCAUCAAGCAACAAUAGAAACUGUCCAUCACCUAUGCAGACAGGUGCUCCUACAGAUGACAGUAAAACUAACCUCAUAGUCAACUAUCUUCCCCAAAACAUGACACAAGAAGAAUUCAGAAGUUUGUUUGGGAGCAUCGGUGAAAUAGAAUCAUGCAAACUUGUUCGAGAUAAAAUAACAGGGCAAAGUUUGGGAUACGGUUUUGUGAACUAUGUUGAUCCAAAGGAUGCAGAGAAAGCAAUUAAUACUUUAAAUGGGCUUAGACUUCAGACCAAGACCAUAAAGGUUUCUUAUGCUCGUCCAAGCUCUGCAUCAAUUCGUGAUGCUAAUUUGUAUGUUAGUGGCCUUCCUAAAUCUAUGACUCAGAAAGAAUUGGAGCAGAUGUUUUCACAAUAUGGCCGAAUCAUCACUUCCAGAAUUUUAGUUGACCAAGUCACUGGUGUUUCUAGAGGAGUUGGGUUCAUCCGUUUUGAUAAACGAAUAGAAGCAGAGGAAGCAAUCAAGGGACUGAAUGGGCAGAAACCUUCCAGUGCUACAGAACCAAUAACUGUGAAAUUUGCCAAUAAUCCCAGCCAGAAAACAAGCCAAGCACUACUCUCACAGUUGUAUCAGUCACCAAGCAGACGUUAUCCUGGGCCCCUGCAUCAUCAGGCUCAGAGGUUCAGGCUGGACAAUUUGCUUAAUAUGGCCUAUGGCGUAAAGAGAUUCUCCCCAAUCACAAUUGAUGGCAUGACCAGCCUUGUUGGAAUGAAUAUUCCUGGACACACUGGAACAGGCUGGUGUAUCUUCGUCUACAACCUUUCCCCUGACUCAGAUGAAAGUGUUCUCUGGCAGCUCUUUGGACCAUUUGGAGCCGUAAACAAUGUCAAGGUCAUUCGUGAUUUUAGCACAAACAAAUGCAAGGGUUUUGGGUUUGUCACUAUGACAAACUAUGAUGAAGCAGCCAUGGCAAUUGCAAGCCUAAAUGGAUACCGCUUGGGUGAUAGAGUUCUACAAGUAUCAUUCAAGACCAACAAAACCCACAAAUCCUGAAGUGCAGAUAUAAUGUUACA
Molecule: messenger RNA, 1151 nt
Organism: Hemiscyllium ocellatum (epaulette shark)
Lineage: Eukaryota; Metazoa; Chordata; Chondrichthyes; Orectolobiformes; Hemiscylliidae
Gene: elavl4
Product: ELAV like neuron-specific RNA binding protein 4
Exons: 7
Coding region: 1-1131 (376 amino acids)
Cellular component (GO): ribonucleoprotein complex
Molecular function (GO): RNA binding
Source: RefSeq, a predicted model, not a curated record